AUGAUUCACCAGACCGCCACAGACGAUGAGCACAGCUCCUAUAUGCGCCGCCCCUCCGGACCCUUUUCAUCGGAACCUCCUGGGCCACCCCCUAAUCGAUCCACUUCCCGAUCCUCACGGCCUGGUUCAAGAACGCGAAUGGUAAAACCCUCAGGGGCGAUUACCCCCACUGGCUUGGGUGUCUUGGCGGAGAAUGUGGUGAAUAUACCCCCAGAGCCGCUGGGGCCCACGAGUCCCAUCAAAGAGGGACUAGGGAGCCUCAAUCGCUGGUCUCAGUCCACAGCAUCCAGCAAGAGCCCCUCAGAGUACCAUGGCCACCACCGCCGCGGGAGUUCCAAAAUGUCGGUCACGGGCUACCAUCGUCCAUUGGGCACCCAAAGUCCGCAGCGAGGACCAGCGCCGAACGGACUGCCAAUGUUCAACCUUCCAGAGCUCGAGAACUCUGCUUUAUUCAACACCGACUCGGGAUCGCAUCAACUUGACCUUUCAUUCACCGCAUCAAACAACCUAUUCCAAGCCACGGCGCACAAUGCCCAGACAGAUAUAGACCCCCAGGAUCCGAUGGCUCGAACUAGUGGAGGGUCCAUUACAUUCAAUGAGGAUGGAGGUCCAGAGAACCGACAGCAUGGACAAAGCCAAAAGGCGAUGUUGUCCAAGGCACUUCAAAAAGCGAACACGGCAGUUCUGCUGGACAAUGCAGCCAACUUCGAGGGUGCCAUGGAGGCUUAUUCUGACGCGUGCAAUUUGUUGCAGCUUGUUAUGAUGCGCAGCAAUGGUGGCGACGAAGAGAAACACAAACUCCAGGAAAUUCGGGAUACUUAUAUGAUACGAGUGACAGAGCUCCAUCGCAUGGACUUCCCCCUCCCAGAGAGCGACGACAAGGCCCUUCCAGACAGACCGCUUAGCCAAGAGUCAUAUGGAGAAAUGUACCAUCUGGGAAAUGACGACUCCCAUGAUGAAAGUCAACAGGGCUCGGCCCAUUCCAGCUUUGGGCUCCAUCAACUCUCGCUGGAAGAAUCCAAGGGCUUCUCCUUGGAAACACUUCCCCCGCGACGCCAAUCCUUGAAACCAUCUGCUUUGGAAGAUCAACCCCGGUCUCUCGCGUUGCCGGUGAAGAAUCAUGAGGAACCCCAUGAAUCCACCUCGUGGCUGGAUACCAUUGACGAAUCUGGGGCUUCGUCCCCCUCAUCCGCGAAUUCCAAAGCAUCCUCCGUUUAUCUUCGCCGCCGGACAAGCCGUCGUCUCAGCAAUGAUACCGAGGCAGAGUUUGAUGCGGCUCUUGAUGCAGCCGUUGAGGCCGCCUACGAUGAAGGCCUGGAGCCAGUAUUGGAAUAUGAUGGUGAAGUUAGUGAUGACGUUGUUUCAAAUGCUCGCAAAAACAUUGAGUUGGCAAAGCAAAGGGUGCGCGAGGCUGAAUUGGAGGCCGAGGCAAUGAACCGUGACCGCGAACUGCGCCGCAUCCAGGAACCAACGCCCUCGGGCGAAGAACCCAUUGCCCGUAGCUCGGCUUACUUAGACGAUGAAGCCGAGGAGGAGGAGCGUUUACUGGAAGAAAUGACAAAGGGCUACAUCAUGGAUGACUUCGAGUUUGGCCUUCAGUCCAAGUCAGCUCUUCCCCGUCAGUCUGAUUCCAGCAAUGUCUCCGGGAAGACCUGGGAGAGCUCCGCGACCUCAAACGCUGCGAGUAUCGGGGGCCCUGCAGCCCUUUCUACCCUUGCAGAGGAUGAUGUCUUGCCACUAGGUGACAUGAGGCCUGAACCCUACACCACGCCUGGUUCUCCUCCAUCCGCGGCUUUGCCACCUCUUCCGGUGUCUUCUGAUUUCCCAACCCCCUCAAAACGCGCCUCGGUAUCGAACCGUGCCGGUUCGAUCGGCUCGCUAGCUUCGUCUACUGGGCCCGGUGUUCGGGCGCGCAGACUUUCCAGUCAAACUCGCGAACUGAAGAUUGAAACCAAUACGCGCUCUUCGAGGACCAAUUCCAAUGCAUCAUCGGCCCUGGACCCACUCGCAAAUGCCCCUCCGCCAGUGCCGAAGGAUGACCCGUUGGCCCCUGUCACUCGUACUUUACAUCCCACCCAACGCAACCCGUCGAUGGGUUCUCUCUUGGAACAUGUCAACCUUGCUCACGCCCGCACCCACGAGGAUGAAGAAAGCGAGCUUCCACCUUUGCCUAGACCCAUGGGCAAAAUGCCCUCGGCUCCAGAUGGACUGGACAAGAUGCAUUCUCAUAGCAAGGCUUUCCGGUCACGAAACGCGUCUGUACCAAUCCAAAUCCCAGAUACUGAACCAGGCUCCCCCACUACACCGUGGAGCGGUGGGUUCCCCGAUUCCCAAAGGAACCCAUUGCCCGGCAGUAUUCCUAUCAUGCCCACCCCAACCCUUGCCAACUUCAACUUCGCUCAGAACGGAAUGCCAAGUGGUGGAAUGAAUUUGUUCAGCAGCAAUAUUCACUCUCCGUCUGCUCUUGGGCGUCCAAACUCGAUGGUCGCAAAUGCACCGCUUCCGUUAGAGCCAUGUCCAGAGUCUUUCCUUUUACGUCCGUUCUGGUUGAUGAGGUGUCUCUACCAAACUCUUGCCAACCCCCACGGAGGCUAUUUAUCAGAGAAGCUCUUCAUCCCACGGGAUGUCUGGCGUGUGAAGAACGUCAAAUUAAAAGCACUGGAAGACAAGGUGUCCAACUGCGAUCUCUUGACUGCUGCGUUGCUCAAGUUGGCCAAGGUCGACUCAUACGACGCUGAUGCUGUAUUGGUCGAGAUGCAAUCGUUUGAAGGCGUCCUUGACCAAGUCCAGAGCUUCUUGUCCAAAAAAUUAGGAAAUGAUGUCGGUGUACAGGCCUCAAUGCCCCUAUUCAAACCGGCCUCAACGCCCGACGAGCCUGCUCAGGCAGAAGCCGCACCAAACAAAUCCUAUCUCACUUGGAAGAGGCUUCGGGCAAAGACGUCUGGACUCGGUACAACCACCCCAACACCGGGCGCCCGAGAAAGCAACAAAGACAACCUGACGCUCAAUUCCGUUCCAAUGACUGCUGUGAGCGGCGUACAAGUGCAGCGCAACGUCACCGAGCUUGAGUUCUCUGGACCCAAUGCAAAUUAUAUGGGGGCGUUGGCGCGACUCUUUGAUGCCGCCCAAGUGUUAGAACAAAUCGCACACCAAGUUGAGGACCCUGGACUCAAACAUUCAUCCAAAACCCACGUUGGUCUCGAACUCAGCACACGACACGCGGCUGAAUUCUUUGGCUUCUACAUCUGCCGGUUCGCACUGGCUGAUGUGAGCUUGAUGCUCGACAAGUUCAUUAAGCGUGGCAGUGAGUGGGUGUUGGUUUAG
Molecule: messenger RNA, 3324 nt
Organism: Penicillium brevicompactum
Lineage: Eukaryota; Fungi; Ascomycota; Eurotiomycetes; Eurotiales; Aspergillaceae
Exons: 2
Coding region: 1-3324 (1107 amino acids)
Source: RefSeq, a predicted model, not a curated record